Fomitiporia mediterranea MF3/22 is the source of this 1707-nucleotide messenger RNA. RefSeq names its product homoserine acetyltransferase. The transcript is spliced from 4 exons. Gene Ontology annotation, molecular function: L-serine O-acetyltransferase activity; homoserine O-acetyltransferase activity. The record is from RefSeq and is a predicted model, not a curated record. The coding region runs from base 1 to 1614 and encodes 537 amino acids. NCBI's taxonomy places the organism in Eukaryota, Fungi, Basidiomycota, Agaricomycetes, Hymenochaetales, Hymenochaetaceae. Gene Ontology annotation, biological process: L-homoserine metabolic process.
AUGCAGAAUGUCCAGCGUGGUCUCAGACGAUUCUUGCUUUCUGGGCCAUCUAAGACGCAUGUUUCUUCAUUGGUUGGCAAAUUCAAUGCUGCACGUGCAGGUAGACGAUGGUAUCCAGCAGGUGCAUCGUCCACAGUCCCCUCUCGGCCAUCCUUUCCCUGCGUCGAUGCCCACGCAGCCCGCGAAUCGCGCAUCCUCCAGUCCUCCUCCUUAAGGUCUUCCGAAAAGGACGUCGACCCAUCCACUUCAGGUCCAGAACCCGCGUAUUCACGUCCACGUCCGACGGAAUACCUGACGUACCAUCAUGACAAGUCAUUCCCUGUGAUUUACUCCGAUACUGCGUUGCCCGAGUUUGACAUCGCGUACGAGACGUGGGGUAGGCUCUCUCCUGCUAGGGAUAAUGUUAUUCUACUGCAUACGGGUUUGUCGGCUUCUUCUCAUGCUGCUUCGAACGCGCUUAAUCCUUCGGAGGGCUGGUGGGAGAAGUUCAUCGGUCCCGGUAAGGCACUGGACACCAACGAGUUCUUCAUCAUCUGUACGAACGUUCUCGGAGGAUGCUACGGCUCGACCGGACCCAGUUCCAUCGAUCCUCGCACCGGGACGUACUACGGCACGCACUUCCCCAUAUUAUCGAUAUUCGACAUGGUCAAGGCACAGUUCGCUCUGCUCGACCACCUUGGGAUUGAUAAACUAUACGCAAGUGCUGGAUGCUCGAUGGGUGGGAUGCAGAGUCUGGCUACUGCGUGGUUACAUCCUGAGCGUGUUGGGAAGCUUGUCAGUAUUAGUGGGACGGCGAGGACGAGUCCGAGUAGUGUUGCGAUGCGUUUUGCUCAGCGGAGUGUUCUUAUGUCCGAUCCAAAUUGGAAGAAUGGGUUCUAUUACGAUAGUCUACCACCUCAUGUUGGGAUGAAGCUUGCGAGACAAAUUGCGACUAUCACGUAUCGAUCUGGACCAGAAUGGGAUCUGCGCUUUGGGAGACAAGUGCGCGUGUCGUCUCCUGAUUCCGAAUAUCCUUCUUGCGCACCUGUACAGGAUGCCGAUUUAAACGUAAAUUCGAGUCCUGUUUCCAGUUCGGGAAGAAGACCUCGCACGCCCAUGCUUUGUCCCGACUUCUUGAUCGAGACCUACCUCGACCACCAGGGCGAACAAUUCUGUCUUAAAUACGAUGCCAAUUCGCUUAUCUACAUCUCCAAAGCGAUGGAUUUAUUCGAUAUGACGGAGUCUGCGUUACUCGAACUUGGACUCGUUCCUUCCUCUCCCCCCACCCCUUCAUCUUCAUCGCAAACGCAACAACAAAUCCCAACAGAAUUCACAACAACGUCCCCACGAACGCGAUCCCACUCACGUUCUCACCCCCCACCACCAAACCCCCCUCCCCACCUCUCAGACCUCGCAGCCGGUCUCCAACCCCUCUCACACACACCGACAUUAAUUCUUGGAGUGCAAAGUGAUAUCUUGUUUCCUGUUGAGCAGCAAAGAGAGGUUGCAGAUGCUUUGAGGAUGAGUGGGAAUGGGGAUGUGAGGUAUUACGAGCUGGGCGGUGUGUGGGGGCAUGAUACGUUUUUGUUGGAUGUACAGAAUGUUGGAGGUGCGAUGCGGGGUUUCCUUUCGUGAUUUCUUGAUGUGAUGGGAGAAGAGCACUGUAAAUCGUCGUUGAGGAUGAACGAUUCUCGUACUACUGAAUUCAAAGCUGUAUUUUCUUCGUUU